This is a messenger RNA of Eremomyces bilateralis CBS 781.70, 1340 nucleotides long. RefSeq lists its product as uncharacterized. The transcript has a single exon. The record is from RefSeq and is a predicted model, not a curated record. NCBI's taxonomy places the organism in Eukaryota, Fungi, Ascomycota, Dothideomycetes, Eremomycetales, Eremomycetaceae. Bases 59 to 1150 code for a protein of 363 amino acids.
GUGGGAACUGAUACGCCAUUAGGAUCGUGAGAAGCGCAGAAAGAUAGUGAGCGCGGCCAUGGCGAAGGAAACGUCCGAUGGCAAUAAAACCGAGAGCUACUUGCAAAACUCAUAUCGCGCCGUGUUCAGGGCGAUGUACGACCAGACAGACAGCAAUAUAUUCGAGUACUCCUGUUUCGAUUAUCUCAAAUUCCACCUCUUCGGUGACCAAGGCAUCUUCGCAGUGGCGCUCCAGCUCGGCUGCCCGCGCAUCUUGAAAUACGCUGUCGAAGAAGCGUUGAAAGGCGAGAACGAACAGAAGUGGGCACGCGAAGCCGCCAAGGACCCCGUGAACUGGCUUCGCCUCGGCCUCCAACUCUACAGCAUCUCCAUCACGAAAGAAGCCAUCCUCCACCUGGCCGGCCGAAUCGCGCAACUUCACGCCCUACCUCCGAACGCCUUUCCCGAACCCGUCCUGCGGACUGUCUUUUCCAUCUGCGAUUAUCUCCAGUCCUACCGGGCGGAGGUCGAAGCCGACGUGCAGAACUACGUCCGCAAGACGCUGCUGCCGCCACGCGUGAACAGCGGGUUCGUAGUGAAGUACAACAAGAACGAUCUGGCGGAUAUUGGAUUCGACUUGAUUGCGUUCAGCGUGUUCGAGGAGUGGUGGCGGCUGACGAAGGUCAGAAUGGCCCGCUUGGCUCGCGUAGCAUGGCAUGCGGCGAUCGGGGACGAGAAGGUUGUCGUCGACGGCGCAAUCCUCCGCAUGAUGAUGAACGACGAGCCGGACGGGGGGUUUCAGUUUUACCACAGGCUGAAGAGCAAUCCGGAGGAGAAUCUCCUGCCGCGAGACCAGGUCGAGAGGCUCACCCGCAGAUACCAUGUAACUCCUAAAGCCGUCGGGAUCAUCUAUCACAAGCUGGAGAACCUCAAGGCCGGGGUCCUCGAUCUUUUCGGCGCGAUUCUGAAGAAUAGUAGCAUCCUGAACAAGGUCGAGGCAGCCAUGGAUAAGAGUGAUCCGCUAGAAGGCAAGGACUCUGUGGUCUCGCCGUACCUUCACUUUACCUGCAUAGACCUCGCCGAUGAGAGGGUUCGUGUCAUCCUGGAGCAGUGUGAGGGAUUUUCUUGGGACGAAUCAAUUCUAGAGAAUGAGGAGGGGGUUCACUCCUGAGUGCUCAUUGCUGGGAGGGAGGGUGAAAGCACAGUUGAACUUGAGCCGGGCAUACUUAAAUUUCCAUACGGAUGGUUCAAGCAUCGCAACCUGCUGGAUUCCGAGAUUCGAGUUUUGCCGCCUUGGAGGAUGGCGAGAACAGACCUUGGGAAGGGGCCGGACGCAUAGUCAAUAUAUCAACACAAAACAU